Molecule: messenger RNA, 927 nt
Organism: Linum tenue
Lineage: Eukaryota; Viridiplantae; Streptophyta; Magnoliopsida; Malpighiales; Linaceae
Source: the annotation of a GenBank genome assembly
AUGAUGGCCGGGAGUUCACAAGAGUCCAAGAAACUCAAGAGGAUCCAUGCAGUUGACAGACUGAGGGGCCUUCCUGACAGCAUCCUUCAUCACAUUAUCUCGUUCCUCGACUCGAAAUCUGCAGUUCGAACCAGCCUUCUGGCGAGGAGGUGGAGAUGUUUGUGGAAACAUGUUCCUGUCCUCAAUUUUAUCCAGAAAUCCUUCCCUAACUUGUCGAGUUUCACAAAGCACAUACACAGGAUCUUGUCUCUCCGCUUCCAUCAGAUCCCUGUCAGCAGCAUUACCUUCAAAAUAUGUGGAGAUAAGUGGGGAGGUGCUAUGAAAGCAUUUGGAAAGAUCAUGAGAUAUGCUGACUCUCACGGUGGCGGCGGUCUUCACCGAUUGUCCUUUAUCGAUGACAAAGUGCAAUUCAACAUCAGAGAGGUGACGGAUGCCAUCGCUGCUUAUCAUCAUAAUGAAUCUCUCAAGAUACUCAUGCUGAGGAGAUGCACUCUCGAGAGGGAAUUCGAUUCGCACUUCAAAUUGCUUACGACUCUUGAGCUGCAUAGAUGCGACCUGAAACCUUAUCCUGCUGGGAAGUUGUUUGAUCCAUUUGCUAAUUUACCUUGUCUGAGCCACCUAAAGUUAGUUGGAUGCCUUGUCUCUCAUCAUGACACUAGGUUUAUGAUAUCGGGACUUCAGCUGCUUGUCCUUGAAAUUCAUUUUUCAGGUUCCAUCAGUGAAGUGUGUGCUCCAAAGCUGAAAUCUUUAUAUUGGUGGGGUAGUAGAUCGCGAUAUCUCCCCAAAUUGAAUCUUCCUGCUCUUGAUCAUGCAAAUAUCCAUGUUGUACUUACAUUUAACGUGUCUCACUCCCCGUUCCAACGCGUGCGAUUCUGUAUCUCGGUUGGAGAUAAAAAAGAGGUGCAAUUAAGGUUCACUUGUAACUAA